AUGAACAGGGCUUUACAUGCGAAAUGGAUAUGGAGAUAUGGGAAGGAAGAGAAAGCUUUAUGGCGAAAGGUAGUCAAUCAUAAAUUUGGUGGUAAUCCGAAAGUGUUCUUUCCAUCUUCAAACAACAAGCCAAUGAGGAUUUUAUGGGCAAGUAUUCUAAAAAGUAAUUCUACUGUGGUUCAAAAUUCAGUUCUUAAGGUUAAUAAUGGUGAUAAGGUGUUGUUUUGGAGAGACAUUUGGUUAAAUGGUCAUGCUCCAAUGAUGUUGUUUCCGGCUUUAUUCAAACUUAGUAGGAACAAGGAUGCCACUAUUCAAGAAAUGUUGAUGAUGUCCGGUCAUGAUACCUGGAAUUUUGCUUUCAGUAGACUACUUAAUGAUCAGGAGAUUGAGGAUGUAGCACAUCUUUUGAAUUUAAUUCCUGCUAUUAACAGCGACAGUGGAGGUAACCAAUGA
This is a messenger RNA of Papaver somniferum (opium poppy), 453 nucleotides long. RefSeq lists its product as uncharacterized. NCBI's taxonomy places the organism in Eukaryota, Viridiplantae, Streptophyta, Magnoliopsida, Ranunculales, Papaveraceae. The transcript has a single exon. The record is from RefSeq and is a predicted model, not a curated record. Bases 1 to 453 code for a protein of 150 amino acids.